UCCACUCGACCCACAAGUUAGCCACUCCAUCUUAUCUCUUUCUCCCACUCCCACUGAGACCUAGGCCACCUGCCAUCACCACCGGACCCCCGACUUGCCAGCCGAUUUGCUCGCGCCGCUGCAUACCCACCACCAAUGGUGCCUCCAAAAGCCUCCUUCUACAUGGUGCUUCCCCACGAUCCAUCGCGACCUAGAGCAGGUCAGGCGGCGGCCUUGGCGCGUCCAGAUCCGUGAGCGUCAUCGUCGUCGAACUCUUCUUCUCUGACCCACCGCGCCACUGCCCCGACCAUGUCGCACCCCCGACCCACCGCGCCACUGCCCCGACCGCGCCGCAGCCCCGACCCACCGCGCCACUGCCCCGACUGUGCCGUAGCCCUAACCCACCGCGCCGCCGCCCCGACCCACCGCGUUGCCGCCCCUCCACACCCUACACAGCGAUGUCCGCUACUGGUCCUGGGCACCACCCUUUCAGGAGCAGCGGCACCGUCCUCCCCGUGGAUCUGAAGUUCAUCCUCGUGCUCCUGCUUGGGCCCUUCCCGGGUCCUCGUUCAUUGGCCUUCGAUCUCAUCCCGCCGUGGAUAUCGCGCCUUGGUCUUCUUCUCUUCAGGCAGGUGAGCCCCGAGGUCCCAAUCGAGCCUAGCUGCUCAGGUAUGUUUCCUCGUACUCGGUGACGUACUCAUCCAAGACUAGGAUUUUGGCCUCUAUUCGUAAGUGGCGACUGGCGACCAGCUCUCCAGAUUUUUUGCCAACGCCAGAAACUAGCUGAAUCAUAUACUAGAUCAAACUGCUUGUUGUAUAAGAAUGUGUGGGGAAAGAUCAAGGCAAGGUUACUCGGCUUGCAGGCAAGAGAGAAGGAAGAGAAAAAGCUUAAGGCAAAUCAAAAGGAAGCGGCUAGGCUCCAGGCUCAAGCUGCUUCAGAUGGACCUAAGAAAAGUGACAAGAAACAAAGGAAAAAUGUUGCGAAGGCUGAAAAUCCUGAGGAUAUCAUCGAUCCAGACACCCCUAAUGGGGAGAAGAAAUCACCGGCAAUUCGAAUGGCCAAGCAGUAUAGCCAAAGUAUGGUAUGCCUCAUGGAAGUCUUCAGGAUAUUUUGUGGUAGAUCCUGCUAGCACAAAACCACCCUUUGUCAUGGUUCUGCCACCUUUGAAUGUGACUGGAGCGCUUAAUAUAGGCCAUGCACUUAUGGUUGUUAUAGAGGUAUUCACCGUCAAUGCCUUCACAGACAAGGAUUCGUGCAGGUUGUCUACUGAUUCCCAUUUGCAAGUGGUUGGGUGUGUCAAGUGUUUGUCCUGUGCAGUUGAGGUGUGCACUGGUUACCUUUUCAUCAGGGACAAAUGAAAGAAAGUAGCAAGUCCACAUGUUGAUGUAAGAUGUUCGACUGAUUACAUUUGCUUAACAUGGUUGGCACAUUCUGUUUGUAUGGAAGUUGAUGUCAGCUUGGUGAUCGAAGACUUGGUCUCUUCCAUAAUACUCCCUCCGUCCUAAAAUAACUGUCUCAACUUUAUACUAGCUCUAGUAUAAAGUUGUACUAAGCUUAAGACACUUAUUUUGGGACGGAGGGAGUAUUUUGUAGUACUGAAGUGAACAAACAAUUGGUCUCUUAGGAACUGGCCAUCGUAUAUUGUCGACUUGUCUAUUUUGUUAAGGUUGUAGGUAACAUGAUUGAAGAAAACUUAUGAAUCUUGUAUAUAUGAAUGAAUGCAUUGAUCAAUGGUAUCUUGUGAUGAAUAGGAUAGUGUAAUUGUUUGUA
Messenger RNA from Hordeum vulgare subsp. vulgare (domesticated barley), 1750 nucleotides. RefSeq names its product valine--tRNA ligase, mitochondrial 1-like. Gene Ontology annotation, molecular function: valine-tRNA ligase activity; ATP binding. The coding region runs from base 802 to 1338 and encodes 178 amino acids. The transcript has 6 exons. Gene Ontology annotation, biological process: valyl-tRNA aminoacylation. The record is from RefSeq and is a predicted model, not a curated record. NCBI's taxonomy places the organism in Eukaryota, Viridiplantae, Streptophyta, Magnoliopsida, Poales, Poaceae. Gene Ontology annotation, cellular component: cytosol.